Hevea brasiliensis (rubber tree) is the source of this 1519-nucleotide messenger RNA. Its product is annotated as alkaline ceramidase. Gene Ontology annotation, cellular component: membrane. Lineage: Eukaryota; Viridiplantae; Streptophyta; Magnoliopsida; Malpighiales; Euphorbiaceae. The transcript has 4 exons. The record is from RefSeq and is a predicted model, not a curated record. Gene Ontology annotation, biological process: ceramide metabolic process; autophagy; response to salt stress. Gene Ontology annotation, molecular function: hydrolase activity, acting on carbon-nitrogen (but not peptide) bonds, in linear amides. The coding region runs from base 450 to 1214 and encodes 254 amino acids.
AAACAUGAAAAGCAAGCAUGAUCCAACGUGGACCACCGCGCAGAGGCGCCUCAACAAAAGCAAUCCCAACCACUCGCUAACUUAAUUCAACGGUGUAAAAUAUCAUACACGUUCUCAAAAGUUCGCACGUGUUAUGUAUAGGUUCCCUCGCUACGCGCUUACUCUGUACUACCCUAAAAAUUAUUCCCACCAUUUACGAAUUCUUUUUGCCCUAUUUUCUUCUAUUUUGCUGUAGGAAAGAGAAAUCCUACGCAGAUAGGAAAACCAGAGAAAAUUUUGCACCUUUUGCAGUAUAGAUCUGGCCGCGAAAGUGAAGUAACGGUGGUGAUGGUGGUGGCCGGUUGCGGUGUUUGCGUCGUAGGCUGAUUUAGAAGUUAUGACCUCAGCAAAAUCUUGGCAGAAGGUGCAUCAAUUUAUUUAUUAUACAUCUUGGGCAUAUAUAUUAAAGAAUGGCAGAUGGAAUAUCAAGUUUCUGGGGUCCUGUAACAUCUGCUGAUUGGUGUGAGAAAAAUUAUGUCUAUUCUUCUUAUAUUGCAGAGUUCUUCAAUACAAUAUCAAAUAUCCCAAGCAUUCUGUUGGCGCUCAUUGGCCUCAUAAAUGCCCUAAGACAACGUUUUGAGAAGAGGUUUAGCAUACUUAACAUAUCUAAUAUGAUACUUGCCAUUGGAAGCAUGCUGUACCACAGCACCUUACAACGCAUGCAACAACAAGGUGAUGAAACACCAAUGGUUUGGGAAAUGCUUUUGUAUUUCUACAUCCUUUAUUCUCCAGAUUGGCACUACCGUAGUACAAUGCCCACCUUCUUGUUCUUAUACGGGGCUGCAUUUGCAGUUUUUCAUGCAUUGGUUCGUUUUGGAAUUGGUUUUAAGGUGCACUAUGCAAUCCUUUGUCUUCUCUGCAUACCCCGGAUGUACAAAUACUACAUUUACACAAAGGAUGUGUCCGCAAAGCGGCUUGCAAAAUUAUAUGUGGGUACCAUAUUCUUGGGGAGUCUUUGUUGGCUCUUGGAUCGCAUUCUCUGCAGUGAUAUUUCUCAGUGGUACUUCAACCCACAGGGACAUGCUUUAUGGCAUGUCUUCAUGGGCUUCAAUUCAUAUUUUGCUAACACUUUCCUGAUGUUUUGCCGUGCUCAACAGUUAGGGUGGAAUCCAAAAGUUGUCCACUUCAUGGGUUUUUUCCCAUAUGUUAAGGUUGAAAAACCGAAGACCCAGUGAGAGAUGCUAUCCCUCAUUUGGAGGUAGAUAUAUGGUUUUGGCAGAUGAACAAGCAAUAGCGGUCAAUUUUUUUCUUUUCUUUUAAGUGGAUGUAAAUGGUAGUUGAAUAUUGAGAUCAUCAGUUGGAUUUUGGUUAAUUGAAGUUGUAUAACUAGUGGUUUUGCUUAGAAAGAAAAUGUAUGGUCAGUGUACCAUAUAUUAAUUUCAGAUCAAAUAGGUCCUUCAUUCUCCAAACUUGAAAAUGUAUGCUUGAUGUAUUUGUUUUGUGAUUAAACAUGGAUAGCGUGAAAUGCGUCAAGUUGCAA